AUCUUUUACACAUUGAGGAGUGGGAGGGAGCAGUCACCAGUAGCAGUAAUGUUAGGAAGCAUGACAAGGCCAAGCAUGAGCUGUCUCCUGCUUGUAGUACUCAUUGGUACUUCAUCAGGCACAGAUGUGGGAAACUCCACGAAAAGUGAAGAGCCUGUUAGAAAUGCUAAGGUCCUUGCAGAUGUCCCAUCUACCAAUGUCUUUAUAGAGUCUUCAGAACUUGCUGUGAUUGGAUUUAUCGAGGAUCCAGAAGCACCAGAGGUUCAAGAAUUUAAUGCACUUGUGAACAAGCACCCAGAAUGGGAUUAUGGAAUAAGCACCAGCAAAGAAGUUUUAAAGCACUUCAAAAUCGAAGGCAAUACAGUGGCACUGUUCCGCCAGGUAGACAACAAGAGAGAUGACUUAAUAUUAAAAGACUUCCCAGGAAUCAAUAUUGAGAAGCUCUUCCGUUUCUUGACCAUAAAUGAACUGAGAAUGGUGACAGAUUACAAUGCAGUGACAGCUAUUGGACUUUUAAACAGCAACAUUCAAAUCCACCUGCUCCUGUUCAUAGACAAAGGAUCACAGAAACAAGAGGAAAUACUGAAGGAAUUUCGAGAGGCAGCAGUGGAACUGAAGGGAAAGGUUCUGUUUGUGAAAGUGGAUGUGACCAUCAGAAGCAAUGAAAAAGUAAUGUCUUAUUUCCAGCUCAAAAGAAGUGACCUACCAAGAGUGGUCAUUUUCAAUAGUGAAGAUGAGAACAAAAAAAUCAUGGCUGCUGGUCCUAUAACUGCUAAACACCUCAAAGAUUUCUGUUAUGGAUUUCUGUCUGGGAAGAAUUCUGAGGAAGAGCAAGACAAGAAAGAAGAGAAAACAGAAUUAUAAUAUAUCAUUAACAUUAAAAUGUGUUUUGAAGAAAUAAAAUCAUCUUUUUCUAAUGAA
Messenger RNA from Xenopus laevis (African clawed frog), 921 nucleotides. RefSeq names its product endoplasmic reticulum protein 27 S homeolog (gene erp27.S). Lineage: Eukaryota; Metazoa; Chordata; Amphibia; Anura; Pipidae. The record is from RefSeq and is a predicted model, not a curated record. The coding region runs from base 49 to 864 and encodes 271 amino acids. The transcript is spliced from 7 exons.